Messenger RNA from Lolium rigidum, 4428 nucleotides. RefSeq names its product MAP3K epsilon protein kinase 1-like. The coding region runs from base 76 to 4089 and encodes 1337 amino acids. The record is from RefSeq and is a predicted model, not a curated record. Lineage: Eukaryota; Viridiplantae; Streptophyta; Magnoliopsida; Poales; Poaceae. Gene Ontology annotation, cellular component: cytoplasm. The transcript has 24 exons. Gene Ontology annotation, molecular function: protein serine/threonine kinase activity; ATP binding; protein binding. Gene Ontology annotation, biological process: protein phosphorylation.
CGCCGAUCCGCCCGCCCCCGCCGGCCCCGGCCGUCCCGAGCCGCGGCCGCCCGAAUCUCGGAGGGAGGGGACGAGAUGGCGUCCAGGCCGCAUAACCAGAAAUCCAAGACGCUCGACAACAAAUACAUGCUCGGAGAUGAGAUUGGGAAGGGCGCGUACGGGCGCGUCUACAAGGGGCUCGACCUGGAGAACGGCGACUUCGUGGCCAUCAAGCAGGUCUCGCUCGAGAACAUCCCGCAGGAGGAUCUCAACAUCAUCAUGCAAGAAAUUGAUCUACUGAAAAAUCUUAAUCACAAAAAUAUUGUGAAGUAUCUUGGAUCAUUAAAGACAAAGAGCCACCUCCAUAUAAUUCUAGAGUAUGUGGAAAAUGGUUCACUUGCUAAUAUCAUAAAGCCAAACAAAUUUGGACCAUUUCCUGAAUCAUUAGCUGCCGUUUACAUUGCUCAGGUGUUGGAAGGCCUUGUUUAUCUGCAUGAGCAAGGUGUCAUACAUAGAGAUAUCAAGGGUGCAAAUAUAUUGCUCACGAAAGAGGGCCUAGUUAAACUUGCUGAUUUUGGAGUUGCUACUAAAUUAACUGAAGCUGAUGUGAACACACAUUCAGUGGUUGGAACCCCAUACUGGAUGGCCCCCGAGGUCAUUGAAAUGUCUGGUGUUUGUGCUGCAUCGGAUAUCUGGAGUGUUGGUUGCACUGUUAUUGAGCUACUGACAUGUUCUCCACCAUAUUAUGAACUACAGCCCAUGCCUGCACUGUUUCGCAUUGUUCAGGAUGUGCAUCCACCAAUACCAGACGGAUUCUCUCCUGAGAGUACUGAUUUUCUGCGUCAAUGUUUUCAAAAGGAUGCGAUACAGCGACCUGAUGCAAAGACAUUGCUGAUGCAUCAGUGGCUGCAAAAUUCGAAACGGCAGCCUGUUCGAUCACCGAGGCAUGUUGACGAGGAUGAUCCAGUCCCAAUUGGCUCACCAGGAGAGACACAAUCGGUCGUGGCUUCUGACAUUGAACAGGAUGAUAAAAGAAAAGAGCUGGUUUCUGAAUCUGCCAGACAUGGUAAAUCUGACGAGCUUAAUGAUGGAAAACCUGCCGAAAGCAGUAGUUCAAACACUGGGGAACUUAUGAACGAUAAUGUGGUUCCCAGUAAAGAUCCUACAUUGGGUUUUCAUGAAAAAGUAGCGUCGGAAUCUUCUUCUAGAAUUAGUGACUUAAAUGGUAAGGUAAUACAUGAACUGUCGCAAGAUGGUCUGCCAAGUGAGGUAGCUAGGAGCGGCCAAGAAUCAAAAAAAGGUGACAGUAAACAUUUAGAGCUUGAAGGUAAAGACCGUUCAAGUUUUGAAGAUGAUGACGCUUUCUCCUUCCAGGCUGGGAGACAGAAUAUCAAUUUCCCAAAGGAGGCAAAACCUUUAGUUGAGGGAACUAAUGGACUAAGUAGGUUCAGUGACACUCCUGGAGAUGCCUCUUUCGAUGAUUUAUUUGACAAGCGAGGAGAUCAUGGGGCUGAAGCUUCAACAUCUGCUACUGCCCAAGAGCUUCAGUAUAAUGGUCGACAAAAUGACCUUGCCAAGGAGCUCAAGGCUAGGAUGGCAGAGAAGCAGAAGGAAAAUGAAAAUGAGCCAAUGAAUGGUGGGAAGCUUCUUGAAUUUAUACGCUUUAGGGAUGGCGAUCUUGAUGGACAGCCCAUUGUACAGGAAUUUCACGACAACAUUCCAGGAGAGAAUCUUUUUCCUUUACAGUCUGUGGAAUACAGCAAAAUAGUAGCACAGCUGAAGCCCGGGGAAAGUGAAGAAGUAAUAUUGUCAGCAUGCCAAAAGCUUAUGCUGUUUUUCAACCACCGGCCAGAGCAAAAAAAGAUUUAUGUGUCACAGAACGGUUUCCUUCCAUUGAUGGAGCUUCUUGAACUCCCCAAAAACCGUAUUAUAUGCUCUGUUUUGCAGCUCAUCAACUACAUUGUAAAAGAUAAUACAGGCUUCCUAGAAAAUGCCUGUCUUGUUGGCCUUAUUCCAGUGGUGAUGAAUUUUGCUGUGCCAGAUCGUGCAAAGGAAGUCCGGAUGCAAGCAUCCUUUUUUCUUCAGCAGCUUUGCCAAGCCAGCACCUUGACGUUGCAAAUGUUCAUUGCAUGCCAAGGGAUCCCUGUAUUGGUUAGUUUUUUGGAGCCUGAUUAUGCAAAGUUCAGCAGGGAAAUGGUUCACCUUGCAAUUGAUGGCAUCUGGCAGGUCUUUAAGCUUCAGCAUUCAACUCCGAGAAAUGAUUUUUGUCGCAUAGCAGCCAAAAAUGGAGUACUUCUCAGGCUAGUCAAUACUCUCCAUAGCUUGAAUGAAGCAACACGAUAUGCUUCCAUCUCCGGGUCAGGUGUUUCAGUGGCACAGAAUGGUUCCACCCCCAGACUAAAAUCUGGCCAACUAGAUCUGCCAAUGCUAGAAAGUUCUAAAGCAAGGCUGGACCAUUACCAUUCAUCUGGUUCCCUGCAGUCUUUACAAGCAGAUGCAGAUAAGCAUAAUAUUUUAUUGGAACCUUCAGCAUCACCUAGGUUCAGCGAUAUAGCUGCUGCUGGUCACAUCGAUAGAAAUGAUAAUGACCUGGUUAGGCCACAAAGGCUUAGUGUUUCUGGAGGAAGGUCAUCAACAGACAGAUCUCCGAGGCAUAUAGAAUUAGUAUCAAAUGGGCAUAGUAGUGGUCAGAACGAUCAAAUCCGACCUCUACUGAGUUUGUUGGAGAAAGAACCACCCUCUCGGCAUGUAUCUGGACAACUUGAUUAUGUCCGUCACAUGUCUGGACUAGAAAGGCAUGAAAGUAUUUUGCCGUUAUUACAUUCAACGGAGAGGAAACCAAAUGGUGAACUUGACUUGCUAAUGGCAGAAUUUGCUGAGGUUUCUAGACAAGGAAGAGAGAAUGGUAACCUUGAUUCUAAUAUAAAAGGUUCCAACAGAGUUCCAAGUAUGAAGUAUGCAACAUCAGUCGGUCCAACAGCUUCCAAUGAGGGAACAUCCACAUCCGGAGCAGCAUCACAGACAGCAUCUGGUGUGUUAUCUGGAUCAGGAGUGCUCAAUGCAAGACCGCCAGGAAGUACUACAUCAUCAGGUCUAUUAGCUCAAAUGGUUUCUAUGAGUGCUGAUGUUGCACGCGAGUAUCUUGAGAAAGUAGCAGAUCUUCUUUUGGAGUUUGCACAAGCAGACACCGUUGUAAAAUCUCUCAUGUCUAGUCAAAGCCUUCUAGCACGCCUUUUUCAGAUGUUCAACAAGAUAGAAUCUCCUAUUCUUCUGAAGAUUCUUAGGUGCAUAAAUCAUUUGUCUGGUGACCCCAAUUGUUUAGAGACACUUCAACGCACAGAUGCUAUCAAGCAUCUCAUACCAAUUCUUGAACUUCGUGAUGGACCUCUAAUUUAUCAAAUACAUAGCGAGGUCCUCAAUGCUCUGUUCAACCUUUGUAAGAUCAAUAAAAGAAGACAGGAACAGGCAGCUGAAAAUGGGAUCAUCCCUCACUUGAUGAAAUUUGUCAUGUCAGAAUCACCCCUAAGGCAGUAUGCUCUGCCUCUGCUUUGUGAUAUGGCUCAUGCUUCUCGCAACUCUAGAGAGCAGUUGAGGCUUCAUGGAGGGUUGGGUGUGUACUUGAACCUGUUGGAGGACGAUGCAUGGGCAUGUACUGCUUUAGAUUCCAUUGCUGUUUGCUUGGCUCAUGACAAUGAUAGCAGAAAAGUAGAACAAGCCUUGUUGACGAAUGAGGCCAUCCAGAAGUUGGUGAACUUUUUCCGAGACUGCCCUGAACAGUAUUUUGUCCAUAUACUGGAUGCUUUUCUCAAGAUAAUCACGAAAUCAUCUCGGUUAAAUACGGCAAUAGCCACAAACGGAUUGACGACAUUGCUUAUUGCAAGGCUUGACCAUCGAGAAGCUAUUGCGCGGUUGACUCUGCUGAAACUAAUCAAGGUUGUCUAUGAGCACCAUCCUCGACCAAAGCAGCUCAUAGUGGAGAACGACCUUCCCCAAAAGCUACAAAACCUAAUCGAAGAGCGCAGGGAUGGGCAGCGUGGUGGUCAACAAGUGUUGGUCAAACAAAUGGCCACCUCGCUGUUGAAAGCAUUGCACAUCAAUACAGUCUUGUGAUCUCCGGCCACCUUGUAAUUUUCCUCUCAAGUUGUACAUGUUUACCCUGGAGGAAAAGGUUUUCUUUCUUUUUCAUCCUAGCUGUUGAUUUCCCUUGUCAUCAGCACCAGACAGCUUGUUGCACCUGCUCCCUCUUUUAUCGGGAAAAAGGUUCGAUGGUCUGGUGCAAGAUAAUGGGGUUUGUAAAUCCAUGCAUGGUUGCACUUGUUUGUGCUUAGCGUGCCUUUAGUGUAAUUGGUUUGUAUGACCUGUCUGAAAGUUUCAAUAGGACAGUUGGUGUAGACUUAUUUGUGUCAGCAUCUUCAGUUACUGAAAUUUUAACUCCAGUUUGAUUGUGUA